Molecule: messenger RNA, 2018 nt
Organism: Chara braunii
Lineage: Eukaryota; Viridiplantae; Streptophyta; Charophyceae; Charales; Characeae
Source: the annotation of a GenBank genome assembly
CGUGAUUGACGGAGCAGGUGGUGAUGUAGAAGAAGACUUGCACGACCAACUGCAUUGCGAUAUCCUAAGUAGAAUGGGGGAAGAUGACCCGCGAGCCGGGGUCCAAGAAAGUGUACCAACAAGCGAUGUUGAGGACGCCAAGACUCGAGGGCGAUGCGACUUUCUCCACGCGUCAGAUGAGGUCGUCAGAGGCGUCCGACGAUCUUGACUGUGAAAGCCGCAAGCCAUUGCCCGUCGCUGACGUCAUGUGCAAGAUGAUGACGUCAGCGUGUGUCAUUGGAUGGGUUCUUACUGACCUGGGAGUCGACAAACGCCUCCAACCGACACAAGAACAACACAGCAUGAACGGGACGACGCACAAGGUCUACAGUCGCGUGACAUUUUCGUUAGCGCCCCCCGCUAUCGAUGAUUGUUGGAAGAACGAAGGCCUGGAUGCGCAAGGGGCCUGCAAUAUGAUGCCGGCGACUUCGAGCGAUGGUGGACGCGUCGCAAAGGCAGCACAUGCAAGAAAUGACACCAGCGAAUGGGGAAUGGCUACACACGGACGAAGCCGCUCCGCUGGUGGUUCCGCCCCGCAUGGAGAGGAGCGUCGAGGGACGACGUUGUCGCCGGCAAGGGAAACGAGUCGGGGAGGUGGCCGUGGGGAGGAAGAACGACGGGCUGAAAACUUGUGGUGCGACUACAGCAAACGUGUCUGGUAUUUGGACGGGGCGAGCCAGGACGGCUUCGACCCGUUGCAACCACAGUGCGGGCCGCUCUUGUUCGUCGCCGUUCGCGCCGAUAGAACGCGUCUCGCAGGGUCCAUCGUCCAGUGGGUCGACGAAGGCGAAUACAAUUUCAAGUUUACAUUGCGGAAGCAUUUCAGAAGUGAUGGUACCGUCGACGACAUCACAAAGGGAUGCAAGGUUGUCGGGAGGAUGUUCGGCGGGUACGGCCGGCAUGCGAUGUCUUUGCCGUCCUUUGUCCCGCUAGCGCCGGGGCACGACGUGGCCGUUCACGUGACAGACUUCCUCAAGGUGUGGGCGAGAUCUGGUACCUCUAUCAAUGCCGUGGAUGUCGGACCUGGGACAUCGAUCAGUGGUCCUGUUGGGUUCGCGGGGGGAGAGUGCUCUGAAAGGAGGAUGGGAGGUCAGGGUGGCCUGCCAACUACGCCUCCUGUUCAAGAGGUGGGCAUGUUAGACGACUCGGAGGACGACCAUCCGCGUGCUCCUUUGAAACCGUGCUUGCAUGGAUCUCGCCGCCAAGAAUCGACGACUCCUCGUCGUCUGGUCGAAAGGAUCGGUUCAUUCGUUCAUGGCAUGCAGGUGGCCGAGGUUUCGCCUGGAGAUCGAGCGGGUGGUCAGCAGGUUCGAGAGGUGCGUGGGUCAGAUGAGACGACUCACCGGGCCCGACCUGCGCCUGCGCAACUGCAGACAGAGUUGAGCCAGGAACGAGAAGCAAGUGGGAACGUCGCCGGUGAGGAGGAGGUGUCCGAGCAGGGGCUGUUCCGUGAGAGAUCGGCUGAAAAGACUCAGUCGGGAGGCAAGCGCAACUUGCCGGAUGAGGAAGAGCGAGAGGGASUAGGUGCUCUGAAAAGGCAGARAAAGGUAGGAGGGAGUGCUCGGACGCCAACAACACGAGAGGGCGGUUCCGUUGAGAAGAGGAAAAGGGUUGGAGGUGGGGAUGAAACGCCAAAAGACUCGUCGACAUGGCGAAGAACCGGUCAGUUUUUCGGGAAACGGUCGAAAUCAUCGAGGGGGAAGAAAGCAAAUGAGGGCGACAGCGGGGAGGGGGAUGGCGACGUGGAGAUUAACCUCAACGCCUUUAACCUCGACAAUGCGUUCUUCCUCGAGAUGAAGACAGGGGUGCAGAGGGUUGUCGUGUUGCACAUCCAUCCCGAAAGAAUAUUGGCUAUUCCAGACUGAGAAGACGCGUACAACCACCGAUCCUUGGACGAAUUCCUCGUUGAUACCAUCGCGGCGGCUAUGAUCGACUUCUACGAACGUAAAGACAUGAGAUACACGAAGCCCAUUUUCGUU